Eremomyces bilateralis CBS 781.70 is the source of this 906-nucleotide messenger RNA. RefSeq names its product HET-domain-containing protein. The annotation marks the transcript as partial. The transcript has a single exon. NCBI's taxonomy places the organism in Eukaryota, Fungi, Ascomycota, Dothideomycetes, Eremomycetales, Eremomycetaceae. The record is from RefSeq and is a predicted model, not a curated record.
AUGCGUUUAAUCAAUGCCCGAACCCUCCACUUGGAGGACUUUUUCGGCCCAGAGUUUCCUCCCUAUGCCAUUCUCUCUCAUACCUGGUGCGACGAAGAAGUCAGUCUUCAGGACUGGCAGGACCCCGAGAAACGCACGGCAUCCACGAAAGGGGCCGAGAAGAUCAGAAAUGCUUGCAAGCAAACACUCACUUGGGACCUAGAGUACAUAUGGGUCGACACCAACUGUAUCGACAAGUCAAGCUCCGCGGAGCUCUCGGAGGCCAUCAACUCGAUGUAUAUGUGGUAUCGAGACUCACACGUGUGCUUCACCUUUCUAGAGGACUUCGAAUGGGCCCCGGAAGACGGACAAGACCCGUUGGUGAGUCUAUCUUCUUCCCGAUGGUUUACUAGAGGCUGGACCCUCCAAGAGCUAAUUGCUCCUGGGAACCUCGUCUUUUUCGACAAGCGAUGGGCCGAGUUCGGAACGAAGUUGUCCAUGGGUUCUCUUAUAUCCCAAAUCACCGGGAUCCGUGGGCAAUAUCUCCAAGAGGAUCCAGAUUUCUUUUGGUGCAGCGUGGCGGAGAGGAUGUCCUGGCUAGCAUCACGAUCGACGACCCGGCCAGAGGACAUGGCUUACUGUAUGCUUGGUCUGUUUAACAUCAACAUGCCGCUUCUAUACGGUGAAGGAAGCAAGGCUUUCUUGAGGCUCCAAGAAGAGAUAAUCAAAGUCUCCAAUGACCACACGAUGUUUUGCUGGAGUUGGACCCCCGCCGUUCCUAUUUUCUGGAGAAGUUUCCUGGCCCCUUCCCCAGCCGUAUUCAAAAACUGCGGGCAAUUUGUGGCAACUAAUCUAGUAACAACUCACCACGCUCCCACCUCCACCUUUCACAUUACAAGCGUGGGCUUGAGAAUAACCCUACCGUUG